AUGCAUAUCUCCUUUGCUUACCUUGGCUUUGUGCUUGCUGCCUCCGCUGCUGCCGGUUCGCAUCAUUUGGCAAGAACCGAAACAGUUGCUCGGUUGAGCGUUCGCAGUGAAGAACAGGCAGGCCACAAAGACGAUCUCAAGAUGAAGUGCUUUGGUGGCGGCUGUGGUGGUGGUCUUCCUAUCCCUGGGCCCACUUCAUGCUGGAAUGCCCCGGUCGUCUUCCACGGCGGCGGAGGUCUACCCCCAAUGAACACCUUCUUUUCAACCGUUCAAAGCUACACUGUGAUCACCUCCAACACCGUCAACAUCUGGAACGGUGGCCUAGACCCCCAAAGCAUCUUACUUCAGUUCCAAAUCAUGGUGACCAGUCUUUCAACUCUGUUCUCCACCUUACAAGGCGGAUGUUCCUUCCAAGGAAACCCUCAAGUGUUCAUCUCCACUUUUGCCCCGAUGAUCAUCCAAAUACAAAGUAUGAUCACAAUUAUCACCACUCAAUGUGCUGGUACUAUUGCUGCCUUCCAAUCCUCCUUUGCUGUUCUAUCUGUUUUGGUGCAAUCAAUCAUUGGUGUGGCCUGUAACUUCAAUCCUCAACUCUGGUCACCUCUUGGCUUCCCAGUUGAUAGCUGGAUCCACGGAGUUCCUGGUGUGUUCCCCGGAGGUCCUGGUGUGUUCCCCGGAGGUCCUGGUGUGUUCCCCGGAGGUCCUGGUGUGUUCCCCAGAGGUCCUGGUGUGUUCCCCGGAGGUCCUGGUGUGUUCCCCGGAGGUCCUGGUGUGUUCCCCGGAGGCCCAGGUGUAUUCCCCGGAGGCCCAGUUCCAGUACCUGGCGGUGUCCCAGUUCCAGUACCUGGCGGUUUCCCAGUUCCAGUACCUGGCCCCUGCUUCCGACCACUUGGUCUCCUUGGUACCUUACUCCAUGUCCUCCUUGUAAUCCUUGAGCCUCUCUUCCACGGCCUUGGUGCGCUCUUACAAGGUGUCGGUCUCCUCGUUGCCAAUCUUGGUGCCGCUGUGGGCGGUCUUCUUGAUGGCGGUCUUCUUGGUUUGAUUUAG
Melampsora larici-populina 98AG31 is the source of this 1047-nucleotide messenger RNA. RefSeq lists its product as uncharacterized. The record is from RefSeq and is a predicted model, not a curated record. Bases 1 to 1047 code for a protein of 348 amino acids. The transcript is spliced from 6 exons. Lineage: Eukaryota; Fungi; Basidiomycota; Pucciniomycetes; Pucciniales; Melampsoraceae.